ACCCUUCGGGGAAAACCAAAACAAAAAAAAAAAAAAAAAUGUAUUCAAUUGAUUUUUUUGGGAAAUUGAAAUGUAUUUAUAUAAAAAACAAAAGUAAUACAUAAAGAAUAUAUCGACCACCUAGUUUCAUGAAAACCACAUAAAAGUUUCAAUAAAAUAUUCUGCAAUGUUGAGAAAUUUAUGCACGGCAUCGCGAAAUUUUGCUAUCCUCCAACAUAAAUGUCCAAAACGGUUAUUUAUAAACUCAGUGAGGUCAAAUUAUAACAUAGCAAACGUUUUGAAAACAAAUAAAGUUCAAUCUAAAAAAGAACCAGGGGAAAUAUACAAAUGGAUUUUAUUGAUGCUGCCAGUGACAUCUUUCGGCCUGGGAUGCUGGCAAGUGUUUCGCCUUCAAUGGAAAUUGGAGCUCAUAGAUAUUAUGCAGUCUAAAUCUAAAGCAACUCCAAUUGAAAUGCCUGAAGAUUUUGAAAAAUUGGAAACAAUGGAAUACAUGCCUGUAAAAGUGCGCGGAGAAUUCCUGCAUGAUAAGGAAAUUCUGAUUGGACCAAGAGCUCUUAUAGACAGUGAGGCUAUGGGUCCUCGCGCAGGCUCCCUGGUCUCUGAUCCAAAAACUAAUCAGGGAUGGUUGGUUGUAACUCCAUUUAAACUUAUAAACGGGGAGGUAAUUUUAGUAAAUCGUGGUUGGAUUCCACAAAGUAUGCGUCCAAAGGAAAAACGUCAGUCAUCAAUGGUCAAAGGAGAGUUGGAACUAGUUGGUGUUGUUAGGCUAACAGAAAAGAGAGCACCAUUCAUGCCCAAGAAUAAUCCUCAGAAAAAUUCUUGGUUUUAUAGGGAUCUAGAACAGAUGAGCGCUCAUAUAGGAUGUGCCCCAGUGUGGCUGGAUGCUCGUGGAAUACCAGACCCACCUUCGGGGUGGCCCCUCCCUAAUCAGACAAGAGUGACACUAAGGAAUGAGCAUCUAUCGUACAUUGUCACAUGGUAUUCUCUUUCAAUAUUCACAGGGCUUAUGUGGCAUCGCUACUUUAUAAGGAAGCUACCAUUGCUGUAAUAUUUAGAAGACUAAUCAAGAAAAUUAUAAUUAUAGAAUCAUGAACACUUGUUAUUUUGUAUAUUUAUUUUUGAAGCAUAGCCAUAAGCUACACAUAUUGUAAGUAGUUGAAAAAGCAAAUGUAAAUAGGUUUUAGUUGAAUAAAAAACGAU
Molecule: messenger RNA, 1200 nt
Organism: Pectinophora gossypiella (pink bollworm)
Lineage: Eukaryota; Metazoa; Arthropoda; Insecta; Lepidoptera; Gelechiidae
Gene: Surf1
Product: surfeit locus protein 1
Exons: 5
Coding region: 167-1048 (293 amino acids)
Biological process (GO): mitochondrial respiratory chain complex IV assembly
Cellular component (GO): membrane; mitochondrion
Source: RefSeq, a predicted model, not a curated record